CUCUCCUUUCGCUGUUCACCGACGAAACGCCUUUCUUUCUUUCUUUGAUUCUUUUCGAAUCAUCACCUACAUUCUCUCCGUUUCUAGGGUUUCCAAAUCCACCGUCGAUCAAUUAUCGGAAUCGCUAUGCAUUCAUGGAAAGACAAAGUUACCGACAAACUCACAAAUCUUUUCUCCCAUUCUCCUUCUUCCUCACCUCCUCACGGAUCUCCAUCUCCUCAUAAGGCCAGGUCACACACGAAAGAUGGCGGUUAUUUCUCAUCAGUACUUACUUUCAUGCGUUCGUCAACUGAACCCACUUCAAACAAGUAUGAUAACCAUCUCAAGCCAAUUCAAUCACUUCCAACAAGAUGGAACAGUAAAGACGGUUCAUGGCAACACAUACCUUUAACUACCUACGAUGACGAUGAUGACGACUUCAAUCCUCGCGAAAAAAGUGGGACCCAGAGCUCUUUAACGGAAGUUUCAACUGCUAAGGAGGAGAACGGAGACCAGGGUUCCGCAGGGAGCACAAGCAGCAGUUCCGAAGUGUUCGAAGACGCAACCGAACCAAAUACGCCAAUGAGAGCUGUUAUUGAUAUCACAAUCGAUUCUUCUUUCAUUUCUCCAGAUUUAUACCAGUUUUUUCAGGCUUCACUUCCUAAUAUAGUGAAAGGCUGCCGAUGGGUCUUGUUGUAUAGCACGUUGAAACAUGGAAUAUCACUUCGCACGCUUAUUAGGAAAAGCUCUGAUCUUUCUGGCCCUUGUUUGCUCAUAACCGGUGAUACUCAAGGUGCUGUGUUCGGUGGGCUGCUAAAUGGACCAUUGACACCUACUCCCAAGAGGAAAUAUCAAGGGACUCAUGAGACCUUUGUUUUCACAACGUUAUAUGGUGCACCGAGGCUGUUUAGACCAACUGGAGCCAAUCGGUAUUUUUACAUGUGUCUAAAUGAUCUGCUAGCACUCGGAGGAGGCGGGAAUUUUGCGUUACGUCUAGAUGGAGAUUUGUUAUCUGGAACUAGCGGACGUUGUGAUACAUUUGGAAACCAAUGCUUGGCUCACGAUGAAUCAUUUGCUUUAAAGAACGUUGAGUUGUGGGGUUUCACGCAUUCUUCUCGAUAUCCUUAAAGUAGAAUACAAUCCAUGGUUGAAGAAAUUUUAUACCUGGUUUCUUGUAAGUGUGUAAUAGAGUGCUCUAGUUAUUCCAUUAAUUGUCUUCUAUAAUAUACCAUUCUUGAACUUUAAGUAUAGGCAGGAUGUAGUACUUUAUCCAAAAAAAAUUAUAUGAUUUCUAUUAAUUUAUUUAAUGUUUUCACAAAGUUUCCAAGGCA
Messenger RNA from Helianthus annuus (common sunflower), 1310 nucleotides. RefSeq names its product oxidation resistance protein 1. The transcript is spliced from 8 exons. NCBI's taxonomy places the organism in Eukaryota, Viridiplantae, Streptophyta, Magnoliopsida, Asterales, Asteraceae. The record is from RefSeq and is a predicted model, not a curated record. The coding region runs from base 127 to 1107 and encodes 326 amino acids.